Messenger RNA from Malaclemys terrapin pileata, 2512 nucleotides. RefSeq names its product N-terminal EF-hand calcium binding protein 2 (gene NECAB2). Gene Ontology annotation, molecular function: calcium ion binding. Lineage: Eukaryota; Metazoa; Chordata; Testudines; Emydidae. The record is from RefSeq and is a predicted model, not a curated record. Bases 121 to 1308 code for a protein of 395 amino acids. Gene Ontology annotation, biological process: regulation of amyloid precursor protein biosynthetic process. Gene Ontology annotation, cellular component: cytoplasm. The transcript is spliced from 13 exons.
CUCCCCUCCUGUGAGUGUGCAGGGCGGGGUUUGCAGCGGUGCCGGCGAGCUGCUGUCAGGGGUGAUGCAGCCGGUGGGGGAGGGAAUACCCCCGGCUCCAGCAUGAGGACGGUGUGAAAGAUGUGCGAGCAGGCAGCGCGCUACUGCAGGGAGAGCGUCCACAAGCUCCUCCGCAAACAGCAGCCGCAGAUCAGGGGGCUGGACGGGCUGGUCCGCUGGAUCGUCACCAAGAUGAGCGACAAGAGCAUCCUCUCGGAGCGGGAGCUCCUGCAGGAGGGGCAGGCGGCCGCCGGCCAGGCAUUCUUCCCCCCGGGGCAGCGGAAAGGCACCUCCGUGAUCCUGGAUAUUUUCAGACGCGCUGACAAAAAUGAUGAUGGGAAGUUGUCCUUGGAGGAGUUCCAGGCUUUUUUUUCAGAUGGGACUCUUAAUGAAGAAGAACUUGAACAGCUCUUUCAUACUAUUGACUCAGACAACACCAGCAAUGUGGAUACAAAGGAGCUGUGUGAUUAUUUUGCUGAUCAUAUGGGAGACUAUGAAGAUGUUUUGGCUUCCCUGGAGACCCUUAACCUCUCCAUUCUGAAAGCAAUGGACUACACCAAGCGGGUGUACGAAAGAGGGACCAACGUGGACCAGUUUGUGACCCGUUUCCUAUUGAAGGAGACUGCCAACCAGAUCCAGUCUCUGCUGAGCUCUGUGGAGAGUGCUGUUGAUGCCAUUGAUGAGCAAACCAAUCAGAUCAGACACUACCACAGUAAAUCUGGCCAUGGUGUAAUGGAUACCUGGUAUGACAACCCUGUGCCUAGUUAUUCCCCCAAUAACAGAAUCAUGGCCAAGGAGCACAGGAAAAGCUUCCAGACUGGUUCCUCAGAAACCAAGGAAGAAGGGCUGGAAGCUCAGAUUAACAGAUUAGCUGAGUUGAUUGGAAGAUUGGAAAAUAAGACUCUCUGGUUUGACCUGCACCAGAGACUGUCAGACAGCGAAAGCACAGCUUGCACAUAUCUCUUUUUGGUACGGAAUGAGAUGACGGUUUCCCAGAAGCACCUGGGGGAAUUCUGUAGCUCCCUUAAGCAGUACCUGAAGAAUGUGGCAGGACAGAGAGACUGUUUCCAUGUAACUGCAGUGAGGCUCCCGGACGGAGUCACUUUCAUCGUCUAUGAGUUCUGGGAGUCUGAGGAGGACUGGAAGAGCCACCUGCAGAGUGCUCCCUGUAAGGGGUUCCAGCAUGUUAAAGUGGACACACUGACUCAGCCUGAAGCAGUUUCCAGUGUAUCUGUGCCAGCUGCCUGGUGCACUCUGAACAGAGAUUGAGUCCUCAGCCGGCGCGGAGUCAAGCAGCAAGGUGACCCGUGGCCCUUCCAGGCUCUUGCCUUUUCUGUCCAGUGACUUCUCUCUCCCUUUGCAGAGGACUAAACUCCUGUCUUUUCUAAUGCCUUUGUUACAGGUGAUGUCUUUUGAGUUCUCUACUAAGCAAGAAUGUCAGCAAUGUAUUUGCUAGGUGUUUGAGGUGAAGGAAAAAAACAUAACCCCCCCCCCCCCCGUCAUAGCUCCUAAAUGCUCCCCUUAAAGCUUGGGAUGGGGCAGAGUCUGCUUGUCUCCUGUCCCCAAUAGCCCCAUUGCCAGGAUUCAUGGGUUUUAGUCUUGGCUCUGCGACAGUGGGCAAGUUGCUUAUCCUGCCUAUGCCUCAGUAAAAAGUGAGGAUAAUAGAACAGCUUGGCCAGAAUGUUCAAACCAGGCGUGCUGGAUUUUCAGCACUUCUGUCACUAUCUGACAGGAUCAGACUCAAGCCCCAUCCCACGUAGGAUCCUGUCUGAGGGGCCAGCCCCAGGUCACCUCUGUUAAGGAGUCUAAAUCUCAACACUGGGGUUAGUUUCUUUGUCUAGCAGUUUUGUAAGAAAAUAAUCUACAGCAUAGCCCUACCCCUGCUGUAAGAGUUCUCCCUGAGGUUUCACUAGUUCACCGCUGCAUAGCAUAACAGGCCUUACUCCUGGAGAGAAGGAGACAUUGUGCCACUGCCUUAGAACUAGAUACAAAGGAUUCAUCCGUUCACCUUUUUUAGAUUUUUAAUUUGUUCAUCGGGUUUCUCCUUUAUAUUCUGGCUGCUGAGAAGAACCACCUGCCUUUCUCCUUCCCUGCCCAGUCCUACCUCUUGGUUCCACAAUUAGUUUCCUUCACAUUAACGCCAAUGCAUGCUAAAUAAGCCUUGAUGUACUAUAGAUGCCUUCUGGCUGUAGAAAGUAGCAAUCUGUUCCUUUACUAAGUUUGGUGCAUUUUGUAUUUGUUUCUAAUGGGGACAGAAGCAGGGGAGACUAUUCUUUGGGAUGCAGGCUUGCUUAUUUCUUCACUUUGACUGUAACAUUUGGUAUUAUUCUCUCGGUAUGUUAGAAAUCAUCUGGCUUUCAACCCAUAGUACACUGUAGGAUGUACAACCUGUAAGGAAUUUAAUAUUAGGAUAUGUACAGUUAGGUAAUACAGAGACCAAAUAAAAUGUAACUGGGAAAUGGUGGUGGUUUUA